Molecule: messenger RNA, 766 nt
Organism: Schizophyllum commune H4-8
Lineage: Eukaryota; Fungi; Basidiomycota; Agaricomycetes; Agaricales; Schizophyllaceae
Exons: 3
Coding region: 241-648 (135 amino acids)
Biological process (GO): translation; ribosomal large subunit biogenesis
Cellular component (GO): ribosome; cytosolic large ribosomal subunit
Molecular function (GO): structural constituent of ribosome; RNA binding
Source: RefSeq, a predicted model, not a curated record
GUCGCCCACCCCAGUACCCAUCAAGACUCGCGGCGACGCCCACCCUCUUCAAGACCCAAAAGAUGAGCGUAAGUGUUGCUGCUGCUUGUGCCGUUCCAACGACGUACAACACUGGGCGGAAACGAUGAAGAAACGGCUGGAUUGAAGGCUGUUGCCCCAGAUGACGAUCGGGCAUGUUCGAUCGCGAGCGUCUUCACCCACCCCUCCCCCCGCUACCUCCCUGGCUCUGACAUUCGCAUCAUGCAGGACUCUACCUUUAAAAGAUUCGUCGAGGUUGGCCGCCUUGUCAUCCUCAAGGCUGGUCCGUUCGCGGGCAAGGUCGCCGUCAUUGUCGAGAUCAUUGACCACAACCGGGCAUUGAUCGAUGGCCCGACCACCGACGUUCCCCGCCAGUCCUACCCCUUGAAGCACGUCACCCUCACUCGCUUUGCCCUCACCAAGCUCCCCCGUGGUGCGCGCUCUGGUGUCGUCAAGAAGGUCGUUGAGGCCGAGGGUAUCAUCGGCAAGUGGGAGGCUUCGUCCUGGGCCCAGAAGAUCGCCGCCACCCAGAAGAGGCGGUCACUCAACGACUUCGGCCGCUUCAGCGUCAUGAUCGCGAAGAAGCAGCGGAGAGAUGCGGUGCGCAAGGCGAUCAAGUCCAGCGCAUGAGCGCCAUUCGACUUUUGCCUCGAUGUAUCUAUGCUUCGUCACGCUAUGCACUUCAUGAGAAUGCCAUAUGCACCAUGCCCCGCACAUUUCGAUCAGUCAAUGCGCUAUGACUCCGUCA